This is a messenger RNA of Plutella xylostella (diamondback moth), 1261 nucleotides long. It is a transcript of the gene Ercc1, whose product is annotated as DNA excision repair protein Ercc1. Gene Ontology annotation, molecular function: single-stranded DNA binding; damaged DNA binding. NCBI's taxonomy places the organism in Eukaryota, Metazoa, Arthropoda, Insecta, Lepidoptera, Plutellidae. Gene Ontology annotation, biological process: mitotic recombination; UV-damage excision repair. The record is from RefSeq and is a predicted model, not a curated record. Gene Ontology annotation, cellular component: ERCC4-ERCC1 complex; nucleotide-excision repair factor 1 complex; nucleus.
CGAUUUUAACCACCACUUUUACUAAUAUUGUGGUUCGAAUGUACUUAGUAAAUAAACAAACACCCGGCUACCGUGUUUUUUCAUUGUUUUAAAGUUUUUAUUUUAUUCCAUUUACCUAUUUGAAAUAGGACUACAUGAUGGAUAUGGAUGAUGAAUUCGACGAUUUAUUGGCUGAAGUAAAUAUUCCAACGUCUCCGAAGAGACCUAAGGUAGAAGAACAAGUUAUUGUUAGUCAACCCGGAAGCUCGAAAGAGGGCACAUCAAAACCUAACACCUCUAAAACUCAUUGUGUAUUAGUCAAUCAAAAGCAGAGAGGCAAUCCACUGUUGAAGUUCAUAACAUGUGUCCCAUGGGAGUACGAUGAGAUCAUCCCGGACUAUGAGAUAGGUCGAGCAAUAUGUGUGCUGUUCAUAUCACUGCGGUACCACAACAUGAACCCGGAUUAUAUCAAUAACCGGUUGAAGGAACUCGGUAAAAAGUAUGACUUGAGAGUGCUGUUGGUUCAGGUUGACAUGAAAGAUCCUCAUACACCGUUAAAAAACUUAACAAGAAUUUGCCUCCUAGCUGACCUGACAUUGAUGUUGGCAUGGAACCCCGAGGAGGCGGCCAAGAUUAUAGAAAACUAUAAAAUUUAUGAAAACAAACCACCAGACAGAAUCAUGGAGAAAAUUGAAAAUGAUCCUCAUCAGAAAAUAGUCAAUGCACUAAGUUCAGUGAAACCAGUGAACAAAACCGAUGCAAUGACUCUGAUCACCACAUUUGGCACUUUAGAGAACAUUAUAAAAGCCACUGAACACAGGCUAGCUGAGUGUCCAGGCUUUGGUGCUACUAAAGCCAAGAAACUGUAUAAAGUCCUCCAUGAACCUUUUCUCAAAAGUGGCAUAAGACAAGAGAAGAAAGAUGAAUUUGAAGGAGAUUUAAGUAUAGAAGACCUGGAGCAAGCUGAAAAUGAUUUAAAAGGUGAAGAGGAAAGUGAAACAAAAGAUAAACCGGCUGAAAGUGAUGGGAAAAAUGUGCAAGCUUCAGAUGAAAUACAGAGUGAUCAGGAAGCUGUAAUGAAUGUUGCGGAAAAUGAAGUGAGCUAACAAAUCUUCGUGUAAAUAGUUGAGAUUUAUUUAAAUACAAGAUCAAGAUUAAGGUAAAAGGUUUUUGAUUAUUUUAAUUUUAGAUUUUCAUUAUUUAUCAUGCUUAUACAUUUUUGUCUAAAGUCUAAUAGUAAGUAAGUACCUCUUUACCCGCUGGUGACAUGAUGUCCUGCCUG